Messenger RNA from Pelodiscus sinensis (Chinese soft-shelled turtle), 1860 nucleotides. The record is from RefSeq and is a predicted model, not a curated record. NCBI's taxonomy places the organism in Eukaryota, Metazoa, Chordata, Testudines, Trionychidae.
AUGGACCUGACCUCUACUAGCUCUUUCCUGAACUCUGUUAAGGACCUGGCCUUUACAACAUCCUCUGGCAAGGAGUUCCACAGGUUUUCUUCUAAUGACUGUUCUGCUUUACUGCAGGUCCGUAUAGCUGCCAAAUUCAUCACUCAUGCACCACCCGGAGAAUUUAAUGAAGUGUUUAAUGAUGUCCGGUUACUGCUUAACAAUGACAAUCUUCUCAGGGAAGGGGCAGCACAUGCAUUUGCCCAGUACAAUAUGGAUCAGUUCACGCCAGUGAAGAUAGAAGGGUAUGAUGAUCAGGUUUUAAUUACAGAGCACGGUGACCUGGGCAAUGGUCGAUUUUUGGACCCAAGGAACAAACUUUCCUUUAAGUUUGAUCAUUUAAGGAAAGAAGCAAGUGAUCCCCACCCCGAGGACACAGAAGCAGCUCUAAAGCCAUGGAGAGAUGCCUGUGACAACGCAUUGAGGGCAUAUGUGAAAGAUCACUAUCCCAACGGCUUUUGUACUGUUUACGGCAAGACUAUAGAUGGACAGCAGACAAUUAUUGCCUGUAUCGAGAGCCACCAGUUUCAGCCCAAAAACUUUUGGAAUGGCCGUUGGAGAUCAGAGUGGAAAUUUACCAUCACGCCGCCAACGGCUCAGGUGAUUGCAGUGCUGAAGAUCCAGGUUCAUUACUACGAAGAUGGCAACGUGCAGCUGGUUAGCCAUAAAGACAUCCAGGACUCUGUAACAGUUUCAAAUGAUGUCCAAACAGCCAAGGAAUUUAUCAAAAUCAUCGAACAUGCGGAAAACGAGUAUCAGACGGCAAUCAGCGAAAACUAUCAGACUAUGUCCGACACCACGUUCAAAGCCUUGCGCCGACAGCUGCCCGUCACUCGCACCAAGAUCGACUGGAACAAAAUCCUCAGCUACAAAAUUGGGAAGGAAAUGCAGAACGCUUAAGGCAGAACUGAUGAGAUUGAGGAAACGGUGUAGCGUACAAAAAAAAAAAAAAAAAACCCCACAGACGUGGUCGUACGCCAAGUAGGUGGUUUCCAAACCCGGGCGGCAUUUUGCUAGGGCUUUCAAAGUUAACAAGUUUUCUAGCUUCAUGGAGGACUAUUGAACAAAUAGCAUUGUCUUUGUGUUUUGUGUUCCCUACCAUCUAAACUUCUUGUUACUGUAUUCACGGGGAGGUCAUCUGAAUUGAUCCACAUUAACGGUUCAGUGAUAGAGCUCUGUUUGGGAGUCACUGUAAUUGUACUGGUUGGAAAAUUUCCUAGCCGUGAAAGCCCUUUUAUAAACACAGGCAGAUGGUCUUGGGAGUGUUUUCCCUGUGCCCUUAUGCAGCGCUUCAGGUACUCCAGAACGUUUGUCAGAUUGGAAGAGGAGACGCAUCUGCCACAUUUGCCGGUCUCUGAUCUCCACCUAGCCGUGGGCCUAGAGGGUAGACUUUAAUAUCUGGAAUGAGUUUACACGAUCCCUUACAGAAAUCCCAAACAGGCCAGAUUUUCUGUGUAAGUAAUUUUUUUAAAUCCAAAGAUUUGAGCCAGGUUCCCUCUAAGUGAAUUUCUUUUUCUUUUCUUUUUCCUGGAAGUAUGGUUAACAGACAUCUGCAUUUUUACAGAGUAGCUAAUCCGGUUAAUAGUUCUUUUUUUAUUAUUGUUAAAAUGUUAGUAUUGUGACUGCUGAGACAUUUUGUCUGAAUGGAGAUUAAAUAUUAAAGAUAAAAAUGCAAAUGUCUAAGGAAUAAUAGGUAUGUUGUGCUUUAAUGCUUUGUGGCAGGUUCCUAGAGUUUGUACCACAGGUGUAUGAAUGGAUAGUGUAUUAAAUGAUAAAUAAAAGAUUUGCGCCAAAGUGAGAGAGAAAUCACUCCCACUCUGA